Messenger RNA from Soboliphyme baturini, 415 nucleotides. The record is from the annotation of a GenBank genome assembly. Lineage: Eukaryota; Metazoa; Nematoda; Enoplea; Dioctophymatida; Soboliphymatidae.
GUCAAAGCACGCUCAUCGUUCUUUCGUUCGAUCCAGUAAUGCUGACCGACCGCGAAAAGAGAAAGCAGAUCAGCGUGCGUGGCAUCGCUCAGGUGGAGAAUGUGGCAAAUAUCAAGAAAACGUUCAACCGUCAUCUACACUUCACGAUGAUCAAGGACAGAAAUGUGUCCACUCCGCGAGACUACUAUUUCGCACUGGCCCACACCGUGCGCGAUCACCUGGUCUCCCGAUGGAUCCGUACACAGCAACAUUAUUACGACAAAGACCCUAAGCGAGUGUAUUAUUUAUCGUUGGAAUUUUACAUGGGCCGAACCCUUACGAAUACCAUGAUGAACCUUGGUGUCCAAGCAACAUGCGAUGAAGCUCUGUACCAGGUAAAAUAUGUACUUGGAAACAACCCACAAAUGACGUAAAA